Messenger RNA from Desarmillaria tabescens, 987 nucleotides. Its product is annotated as Endonuclease/exonuclease/phosphatase. Bases 1 to 987 code for a protein of 328 amino acids. Gene Ontology annotation, cellular component: PML body; cytoplasm. The record is from RefSeq and is a predicted model, not a curated record. The transcript has 2 exons. NCBI's taxonomy places the organism in Eukaryota, Fungi, Basidiomycota, Agaricomycetes, Agaricales, Physalacriaceae. Gene Ontology annotation, molecular function: single-stranded DNA binding; 5'-tyrosyl-DNA phosphodiesterase activity. Gene Ontology annotation, biological process: double-strand break repair.
AUGUUUCGAGCUCUCAGAGCUAAAUGGAUCUCAUAUCAAUACGAAACACCUUUUCCUCCAGGGACCGAGGAUCCAGUAUUUCAGUGUCUCUACGAGUAUACGAAUGGCAAAUGGCUCCCUUGUAGCCCAAACGAAGGCAACGCGUCCGAGGCGCGACAUCCACCGUCUUUGCGUAUCGUGUCGUGCAACGUGGAUUCUAAUUCUCCCCAUCCAUCUCAGCGACUUACAGCUCUUCUCGCUUCCCUCACAGAAUCUAGUAUGGAACCCGAAAUUCUUCUCCUUCAAGAAGUAUCCCAUCAUGCCUUGUCUGCGCUCACCAACAAUCCAUGGGUCCGAUUGAAUUACUAUCUGACUGACGUCGACACUAGUUGCUGGAGAACGCACAGUGACAGCACCUCAUUUGGGAGCAUCACCUUGUUGCGUAAAGGACACGCGUCUUUCACGCCUAUUACUGUCUAUCGUAUCCCCUACCGCUCGCACAUGAAUCGUGACGCCUUGUGCUGCGACAUCCACCUACAUUCGCCAUCACGCACAUCAAAGCUUUUUCGUGUCAUCAAUGUCCACCUUGAUUCGUUGGUCAUCAAUCCCCCUUUCCGACCCACCCAACUUGCCAUUUCUGCUGACUACCUUCGUGCAGCAGGCUCGGGUAUCAUUAUGGGCGACUUCAAUGCCAUCACACCGGCAGAUCAGAGUCUGAUCGGCGAGCUAGGUUUAUUGGAUGCAUGGAAAGUUGCUGUUAGCAAUUCUAUUGCCCAUGGGGAAACAUGGGGCGUACAGAUCGAAGAACCCUUUCCCCCAGGGCGGCUUGAUCGUGCAGCACUUCUUCGCAAUUCCGCUUUGGACGGAGAGAAUAAUACUACCGUCACGGCCGAAGGAAUGUCCCUUGUACAGAUGCGAGUGCUUCCGUGCCAGACAUUGAAUUUAGAUGACGAAGCACUUUACUGGAGUGAUCACUGCGGAAUCCUGGUGGACAUCCAUGAGGCGUAA